Messenger RNA from Amborella trichopoda, 2627 nucleotides. Its product is annotated as hydroxyproline-rich glycoprotein family protein. NCBI's taxonomy places the organism in Eukaryota, Viridiplantae, Streptophyta, Magnoliopsida, Amborellales, Amborellaceae. The record is from RefSeq and is a predicted model, not a curated record.
UUUCAGCCUUUUCUCCUCCUUUUUGAUGCUCUUCUGAAAACCCUAACCUUUUUCUUUACCAGUCCCAAUGCCCUAAUUCUCCUCGGUUUCUUACUAAUUCCAACUUUUUAGUUGAUAAUUCUUGUGGUUUCAUGGAUCUGGGGUUUUCUAAGCCUAACUCUACUCCAUUUCUCUCUUGUUGUAGCUUUAUAAGUGGAAUUACUGAUGAUUUGUUCAAUUUAGGGUUUUUUAUGGUUUUUUUUCGAUUCUGAAUUGUUCUUAUUGUGAAUAUAUUGAGUGAAUUGGGCGUCUUUCUGGUUUUUUCUUCAUAUCUGGUUUUUUUCCUUUGUGGAGUGAUUUAAAGUGGUUUGGUGGUUUUGAGAAAUUAAGGGUUUUCUAGUUGGAAAUAUGUGGAAUAAUGUUAAUAACAGUGUUGAGACUGUAAAUGCUGCUGCUUCCGCUAUUGUAACUGCAGAUCAUCGGGUGCAACAAGCCACUGUUCAGAAAAGAAGAUGGGGAGGCUGUUGGAGCGUGUACUGGUGCUUUGGGUCCCCACGCCAUGGCAAACGCAUCAGCCGAGCAGUCCUGGUCCCGGAACCAAUCCCCUCUGGUGAUGGUGCUCCACCACCAAACGAUCCCUCUCACCCUCCUCCCCCUCCACUUCCCUUUGUUGCCCCACCCUCCUCACCAGCCUCCUUCCUCCACUCGGAGCCCCCGUCAGUUUCUCACUCCCCUGCUGGCUUUCUCUCUCUAUCUUCUCUCUCCUCUGACCCCUACUCUCAAAACACUAACUCUAUCUUUGCCAUUGGGCCUUAUGCCCAUGAAACCCAACUUGUCUCUCCUCCUGUUUUCUCAACCUUUACAACUGAACCCUCGACUGCCCCUUUCACCCCACCACCUGAAUCUGUUCAUUUAACUACACCUUCAUCUCCUGAAGUUCCCUUUGCCCAGCUCGUAACUUCUCUCUCUCUAGAUCCCAAGAACCCAAACCACGCGAAGGGCCUUUCUCCGUUUGCCUCUUCCCGUCUCUCGGACCUCCAGGCGUACCAGCUCUACCGGAGGAAUGACAAAGGCCUUUCUCUUUCUCCCUCCUCCCCAUUCACUGAUCUUCAGGUUUGCCAGUUCUUUCCGACCAAUGAGAAGGGCCUCGCUGUUCCUUCUUUCUCUACCUCCUCCCUCCCUUCUCUCUCUACUUCCUCUAACUACUCAGACCUCCAGGCCUACCAACUCUAUCCUGGGAGUCCUGUCGGUCAGCUCAUAUCGCCAGUCUCAGGGUCUGGUUCCUCUUCUCCAUUUUUCCGACGAGGCGAGCCACCCCAGUUUUGUAGCAUUGAUGGGUCUGCUCCAUUUAGGAGUUUGGAGAACAAGGCCAAUGAUUCUAUUCAGGAUAUGGAUGAUAAGGAUCACAACCAAGAUGGCGAGGUUUCAAUGCAUAGAGUUUCAUUUGGAUUGAGUCAGGAAGAGGUUAAGGGUUGCAAUUCAGCAAGAGAUGUAGAGGAGGAAGCUGCACCAAUGGAAAAAAUUCAGGUUGGUCCGCCUGAAGAUGAGGGGUUUUCUAAUAUUCCUUCAAGCUUGGUUCAGUUUGAGAAUGAGGAGAGAGAAGGAAGAACGGAGGAUAAAGAGGCAGGUAUGGAUGAGAGAGAAGGAAGAGUGGAGGAGGGAGAGGGUUCUCCAUCUAUCUCUGGGGAGGUUUGCGGUAUUGGUGGGUUUGAGAAGCAGUCAGGGAAGGAGAAGCAGUCGGGGAAGGAGUUGGAGGGUUUGGGGGCUAGGGAGUUCAAGUUUGACAAUGCUGAAGGGGUGGUAGGGCCUCCUAGCAUUAGGGCUGGAGAGUGGUGGAGGACAGAGACACUUGGGGUGGAGGCUGAGACCAAGAAAUGGGCCUUCUUUCCCAUGGUACAGCCGGGGGUUAGCUGAGGAGGUGUUGUGGUUCAUGAUGGGUUGUUCCUUCUUGAAGGGGCAUGGCAAGAGCGAAGAAACAGGGGAACACUGGAAAUAUUUGCUAUUUUAUGUAUCAUAUUUGCACCAACACAGGGGGGGAAUAGAGAGAGAAACUAACCCAAAGAGGUGCUUCUGAAUCAAGAACUCAUAUGCCUGUCCCGGGUUUAGAGAGGGAGAGUGCUUACAAUCCAAUAUACCUUUCCUUGGUUAAGAUAGUGUAUCCACAUAUACAAAACCUGCCUCUGAUAAUGAGCAAGAGCUGGAGUGUGUCAGAGAGGGUUUAAACGGUUGAAUGAGAUCUUAGAUUAGGAUUGAGGUGAUUGAUACACUUAAAUUAUAACUCAAAAAAUUUAGAUCGAUUUCAAUAGUAAAACUGAGGACUGGCAUUCUGUUACAGAGCAUUGGAUUUCGCAAGACGACCUUUUUUCCUGGUCAAGGCAAAUGAAAACUGAUAUUCAUGUCAAGGCUCGAGUCAUUGAAUGGUUUAGGAAUUUGUUUUUGAGGCUUUUUCAUGGCAUGCCAGCAUUGUAUUUUAUGGCAUUUGGGGUUUAUUGAUUUACAGGGUUUGCGACAGCGAGGAGGAUGCAGAGAUGGCAAAAGGCUUUUCUAUGCUGGGUUGUAACAUGAGAGUGCAUGUCUCUGUGCACCAUGUACAAAAUCCUUGUAUAAAUUUAUAGGAUCAGAAGUAGUAUUAUUUGUGCUUCCUUUUA